ACAACUUUUUUUCAUUUUUCACAAUGUUUCAAGACUACAUUUCAGGUGCUUGAGACAGAUGAACAAUUCAAGAAACUGCUAUGUUUAAAAUCAACUCUGUUGAAAAAGCACAACAAGAAUCUAGAUAACAAGCUAAUGUCCUCUGUAACAACCUGGUCGAACAUUUCUAGUAUUAAAGAGGAUACUUUGGAUAUCAAUUAUUUAAAUUCAUUUUUGAAUUCUAGAAUAUCACAUAUUUUUUCAUCCGAGAGUGAGAUUUUAUCUUACAGUAAUAUUCUCAGAAACAUACCCUUGAAGAAGAAGCAUUACAACACUAAUAAUGAAAACAUAAUGGCUACAUCCAGUGACAAACAGUGCAACGUUAAUAAAGAUAAAUUUGAUCAUCUUCUUAUGCCACCUCCGGUAGGAAGUACAAUUUAUCAUACACAUGGAAAAACACAAGACAGGAUUCGUAUGUCGUCAAAUGAUAAAAAAGCAGCAUCGACUGUGCAGGACAGUUAUGCACAAUUUUCUCUACCAAAUACUCUUUCCAUGAAGUGCGCCUCCAGCUCUGUAUCCGCUAAUACAAAUAUUAGCAAAGAUUAUCCACAAUCUUAUAUUUCAUCAAGGAUUUCCACCAAUGUUAUACAAAAGGUUCAAAGAGUGUUUUCAAAAUGGAAAGUUAUGUUGAACAAUCAAUAUGAAUUAAUAAUUAAAGGAACGUUGGAAUGCGGAAAAAUUUCACACAGCAAGCCUAUAUCAAGAAGAUAUACCGCAACAUGUAUUGAAUCGAAAUUCAAAUAUAAAUAUCAUCUUGAAGGGAAUAUUUUUGACGAAACAAAUGAUUUGCCAAAUUAUGUACGCGGAAAAUUUUACAACGGCUUUCCCGAUGACUGGGAAAAUGUUUAUCUGCUAUGGAGAACAUACGUUAACCAGGGAUGUCCGAUAACAUUUCAUUGGCCUACUUCUAUUACCGAUAGCGAUGACGACUUGAAGAGUGAAAUGACAGAUCUGACUUACACAUGCGCGAAAAAUGAUGGAGUUGCUUCCAGAACAAAGUCUUACAGAUUAGCUGAAUGUAUCCAGUCUGAAUAUUCAAGUAAUAAGUUUCCAAAAAAGAAGGAAAAAUAUAAUUGCUUGAAAUACAGUUCUCAAAGUUAUAAGAAAAGUGCUUUGUUCAUAAAGUCUUUUAUUCCCGAGUCAGAAAACGAAGCACCUGUUGCACAAACGAGCUUAGCAUAUAACGAAGAUAGUGAACAGAAUUUUAAACCGAACGUAAAUACAUCGCACUCUUCCAGGAAAACGACCAGAUUGAAGGACUACAUUCAGGAGGAUAAACUGAAUAUUAUUAUCAAUAAUUUGAUAGAUAAGAAUUGUUCUCAGGCAUAUAUUGAUAAGAUUGUCGAGAUGUUUGAUUGUUUGAAUUACAUAGCGUCUUAUGAAUCGCCAGAAUGCAGUUACAGCCCGAUGGUUCUCGCAAGACAACAUGCUUCCAAGUCGGAACAGACUCCGCCACAGCAGACCGCCAUGCUCGAUAGCAAUUGUGUAGACACUAACAAGAUUGAAAACCGAACGAUGGAACCGAAAAACUACAUGCAUUCUAGCGAUCUGGGAUACGAAAGCGUAAAAAAUGACUCUAUCACUGCUCAUCAGUCGAAUCCAAGUACUAAGCCGGAGCGCAACAAUUACAAAAAUUUGGACAAAUCAGAGAGUGAGAUUUACUCGGGCAUACCAAAAAUACAGAUUGAACGAGUCUUAAGACACAGAGAAAGAAUGCACAAGCGUCAAGUGAAAAAGAAAAUAAUUUCUCAGAAAUAUGCGGCGAAUUCGCAGCACAAUGCGAGAGGAGUCGAGUCUGAAUCUGUUCAAAGGACAAUUCUAAUCGCGAGUGCCAAAGAAACUUUACUUUCCGAACCUUGCACAAGUACGCACGAUGAAGCGACGAAUGCAGGAAGACGCCACAAAACAGUUGUGCAUCAAAGACCGCACGGAACCACUUUUUUCACCAAUCAAGAGGCACCUAGGAACAAUGCAGAUAUACACGAAGGAAACAAACCUGCAAUGCGCACGCAACAAUUUGAUGCACGAAAAGUUUAUCUAAAUGCCUUUAUAAAGGAACAAAAUUCGCGCGGAACUGCGAAGUUUCCACAACCGCAGGCAUAUUCGCAAAUUAUUUCCGAUGUCGAUUACAUUACCGAUGUCGAUUCUGACAUCGAUAUCAUUACUACAGACACCAACACGCAGAAACCAAGCACAAUGCCACGUUAUUUGGACAAAGACAUUAUGAUCGAUAGUGAGAGCAAUAGUAAUUUUGUCGAAAAAUCUCCUCGAGGACUGCGUAAAGAAUUCAUCAGAUCGGAAAGCGAGGUUGCAAUGAAGAGGUCCAAACCUUUCAUAACCAGUUUGACACCGAUGAAUCUGAAUUUGAAAAUAAGUAAGAGCACGGAUUUAAAAUCCGCACAAUCGCACGAUUCAGACGUGAUUAUCAAGGAGGACGUCAAGCAACGCAGUUUGCAAGAAUCGUCAUUUGCUUCGCUGAAAAACGACUCGAACAAAGCAUUGAAUGUUAAAGAAACAAAACAGGAAGUUGAGUCCAAAAGUGCAUCGAAGAUGCAAAGUGUGAAUAAGCAGAAACUGUCCGAAUCGAAUGAGGAUUCUGAUACAAAUAAAAAGCAAUUACCUAACAUCAAAGCUACGAGCACCACGAAAAAGUCGGGCAACUCGAAAAAAUCCGCGAUCAAACGACGGAGGGCACAAAGAAGAUUGAUCUCUUCAUCCACUGAUAGCGAAGAAGAGAAAGCAAGGUCUCUGCAUAAGCGUUUGUGCAACUCGCAGCCGAAAGUUUAUGCAGAUGCGGACUCCUUGAAAGAUCAGCUGAAAAGACGAACAUCUUUCUACUCAUUGCAAAACACAACCUCACACGAAGGCACAACUAAACCUAACAAUAACUAUACGACUUACUGUUCAUUAACGAAAAAGGCCAGCAACAAUGUGACCUGUGCUUAUUAUAAGGAUGUUCCAGUUUCAGAAGACUUUUUGUCAGAGGAUCAAAUAUCGAUUUUGGACGAUAAUCAUGCAAAGGUUUUCACAUUAUAUUAAUAUUUACAUUGUUGACAUUUUUGAUAAUUUUAAGAAAAUAAUUUUUUUUAU
Molecule: messenger RNA, 3129 nt
Organism: Linepithema humile (Argentine ant)
Lineage: Eukaryota; Metazoa; Arthropoda; Insecta; Hymenoptera; Formicidae
Source: RefSeq, a predicted model, not a curated record